GCCCUUGGCCCAAACAUCACUCUCGACCUUCUGGAAUGUUUCAAAAAUUUGUGGCUCAAAUUUGGAGUCCCCGAAAAAUAUUCCAUGGCUGGAGCACCUGGCGUUAGAGAAAAGCUGAAUCUAAUUGUUGGCGGCGACGUCUGCGAGGUUUACCGCGAUGGCUUCAAUUGCGGAUCAUUUGGCUUUUGGUCCGGACUCAUUGGAUUAGCCGUCUUUGUGCUUUUUCUGGCCUAUUUUCAUUUGAACCGGGAGCGAAUAAGUCCGAGGGAAUGAGCCCUUUGAACUGGCGGCAAAACUGUUUCCAUGAUUGUGAUAAAUAAAAAGUCAUUUUGAGCCACUGUAAAAA
Messenger RNA from Drosophila elegans, 346 nucleotides. RefSeq lists its product as uncharacterized. The coding region runs from base 85 to 273 and encodes 62 amino acids. The transcript has a single exon. The record is from RefSeq and is a predicted model, not a curated record. NCBI's taxonomy places the organism in Eukaryota, Metazoa, Arthropoda, Insecta, Diptera, Drosophilidae.